AUGCCCCGCUUCCAAGCCGGUCUCCAUUCGCCGCACCUCUGUGGUCCCUACGCAGCGGUGCCGAAGGGUUGCGAACGGCAGGACCUGCAGGAUGCCAAGGAAGAGACCAAGCCAACGGGCUUGCAGGUCUACUGCGAUUUGGAUGGCGUCUUGGCGGAUUUCAACAAGGGCUGCCUGGAGCUGUUCCCAGAAGGUGGACCCAUUGCUGAGAAGAUCCCGACUCAUCUGGUCACUCGCCUCAGCUACGACGAAGAGACGGAGAUGUGGCGCCGUGUCGAGGCGAAAUCCGACUUCUUCCUCUCGUUGGAUUGGACCAGCGAUGGUGAAGAACUUUGGAGAUGGAUCGAUUGGAACUUGGUGCCUUCACCCGCCAUUUUAACUGGUUUGCCGAUGGGUCGGGCAGGGCAGAUGGCUUCGAAACAGAAGGAGCAAUGGUGUCAUGACCGGCUUGGAUCCCAUGUGGCAGUGUUUUGCUGUGGCACUCGCAACAAGCAGAAGUUCAGCGGUCCCAACUGUGUGUUGAUCGACGAUCGCGGGGACCUGCGCGAGGCUUGGGAGGCGCGCGGAGGAAUCUUCAUCCAUCACACCUCGGCGCUGGAGAGCAUUCGACAGCUACGCGAAGUCUUGAAAGUUUCGCAUGGCAAAGUUCAAGAUGAACAAGUUCCCCUGCAACUGACCAGUGUUUGUUGGGCUGCUCAGACCCCUGCGGGGUGUUUCAAGUCCAAAUGUCGCUAUCUCCAUGUGCCCAUCUCGCGUCGUCAUCGAUGUUGGAUUCAACUCUGGGGGUUCGUCUGGUGGCACCAACGGAUGUUUGAUGAUCUCAACAGCUUGAUUCAAUGUAUUCAUGCAGUUUAUUCGCCGGACCACAAAGCCGCCUUCAAGGGAAAAGAUGACCAGAUGGAUGAGCAAUCGCAUGGUGCGUUCAGAAAAAUGCUGGAAACGCUCUGCGAAUGUUGUGACUUGGGUUUGCCACUGGCUGACAUCAUAGAGAGCGCGAAGAAUGGCACCGUUGCGCCGGCACCGUCUCCUCUGCCGCCGCUCCCAUGGCAAGUGAAGGAAGUGCAUUCCAAGAUACUCAAAGUAGCUCAGUCAUUAGAGAUAUUGGGUGAUCUACAUCUGGUGGUGGCUGGGAGUAUGGGUCUAGGUGCUGAUGUUGGCGGGUCUGAUCUGGACCUUGUUUUGUGUUGCGAAAUUGAGGUGGACCCCAGGAUGGCUUUGCCUGCAUUGCGAGAUGCUUUGCAGGAGGCAGGUGAGGCGAGCGAUUUGCUGUUGCUGGACCAGGUCUUGGUUCCAUUGCUCAGUUUUCGCCUUGGAGGACUAUCUGUGGACAUUACGAUGAAUCAGAUGUCCUCCAUUCGAGACAUUAUCCUAUUCCGCUAUGCCUUGCGCACGGCUGGUCCCGAAUUGUCCGCCACCCUUCGCUUGUUGAAGAUGUGGAUCAAAGCUCGCAGAAUCCCAGGGAACAAGCAAGGCGGCUUCCCCAACGUGGUCUGGCUCCGGAUGGCCGUACGCUUCUACCAGGCUGGGGAACAAGACCUUGGCGAAAGUGAUGGUUCCUUUCACUGGGCUUAUCCAAGAAAUGGAGGAUUUACAUGGAUUAUAUAUGGAUAA
This is a messenger RNA of Cladocopium goreaui, 1611 nucleotides long. NCBI's taxonomy places the organism in Eukaryota, Dinophyceae, Suessiales, Symbiodiniaceae. The record is from the annotation of a GenBank genome assembly.